AUGGCAACACCUCCCGAGCAGCCUUGGACUAAUCGAGAGCGGAACUACCUCCUCGCGGAAAUCAUAAAAGCAGCCGAUCCACCUGCGGAAAAUCUAUUCAACCUAAUCAGAGUACUUAAUGUGCAGCCUCGUUGGGAGGACAUUCCACUACCCACGGGCCGAUCGCUGAACUCCAGCCGAAAUGCAUUCGAAGACUUAUGGAGGUCAAUGUCUUCACAGUCCAUGGUGGCCCCUCAUACUCCAACGCCACUGUCGAUGCCCGCACAACCGAUCAAGAGACCAUAUCCGUUCGAUGGAAUGUAUUCGACUGGAAGCAGCGCUCGCGCCAUUCGGCCAAGACCGGCACAAUCAAUCACUACCUAUCCUCAGACCACGAACGAACCUCCCGCGAAGAAGAAACGUGGACGUCCAACAAAGGCUGAGCAGGCCGCGAAGGAAGAAGCAAAGCUUGCUGCGGUGGCCGCAGCAGCGACGGCAAGUGGCGAAUCGGCCUCUGCGCCAAUAUCUCGACUGGCCACACAAACCCCAGCGCCAACUCAGGUUCCCACGACCAUGACCACCCACUCCGAAGAAGUCAAACCUUUGAUGCCUGCAGCUGCUAGGAUGCCCAUCGCCGCUAUGCUUACGCCGACGGCCCAUGAACCUAAAAGCGCAAGUAACUCGGGCGGCUCAUCAUCCUCUGGCAAACGACGUCGCGCUCGAUCAAACAGACUGGAGGCCGAGGGAGGUGGGAACAUGUAUGGACCGUCUCACGGGAGGAUGGAUCCCGAACCAGACGACUCUCCCGCCAGGACUGCAGUUCUCCGGCAUCGCGAAGAGUCUUCGACCGACGCACCUCGCAUCGAUUCGCGAGAUCUGUCUGGAGAAGCAGACAAUUAUCCUCGAAAUCCAAGUCCGCAUUGA
Messenger RNA from Ramularia collo-cygni, 903 nucleotides. RefSeq lists its product as uncharacterized. Bases 1 to 903 code for a protein of 300 amino acids. Lineage: Eukaryota; Fungi; Ascomycota; Dothideomycetes; Mycosphaerellales; Mycosphaerellaceae. The record is from RefSeq and is a predicted model, not a curated record. The transcript is spliced from 3 exons.